UUGAAAGCACGUGAUGAGCGAACGAAGACGCGUUAAGUUUUGAAAAGCAUUGAAAAGCGUUUUCAGUGUCUGUUCAGAUAGUGAGUCUGUUCAGAUAGUGAGUCUCUUCACCUCACAAGAAACUUUGCUAAAUUCUGUGCUCGUUACGAGCUAACAAGUAACAACCUGGCUGUUAAAAUGGCUCCCUCGGAACUCGCACUGCUGAGUGUGUCCGAUAAAAGUGGAUUACUGGAGUUUGCCAAAAAGCUCGUGGACGUGGGUUUGGGCCUGGUCGCAUCAGGUGGGACAGCCAAAGCCCUGCGGGAUGCUGGACUGACCGUCAGGGAUGUGUCUGAUCUUACUGGGCACCCUGAGAUGCUGGGAGGCCGGGUAAAGACCCUUCAUCCCGCAGUCCACGGUGGCAUCCUUGCCAGAAAGAUGGCCAGUGACACUGCAGAUAUGGACAAGAUGGGCUACAGCCUGGUCAGGGUGGUCGUGUGCAACCUGUACCCAUUUGUCAAAACUAUCUCCAACCCGGAUGUUAAAGUCGAAGACGCUGUGGAGCAGAUUGACAUUGGUGGUGUAACUUUGCUGAGGGCAGCAGCAAAGAAUCACGCACGGGUCACAAUUGUGUGUGACCCUGCUGACUAUUCACUAGUUGCUACGGAGAUGGAGAGCUCUGAAGACAAGGAUACCACCGUGGAAACACGCCGGACUCUGGCUCUCAAAGCUUUCACUCACACGGCCCAGUACGAUGACGCUAUCUCGGAUUACUUCCGCGGACAGUACGGCCGUGGCGUUUCCCAGUUGCCCCUGCGUUACGGCAUGAACCCGCACCAAGCCCCCGCCCAGCUCUACACGCUGCACGCUGCCCUGCCCCUCAAAGUGGUCAACGGUUCUCCUGGCUUCAUCAACUUGUGUGAUGCUCUAAACGCGUGGCAGCUUGUCCGCGAACUGAGGAGCACCGUUGGCGUGGCCGCCGCCGCCUCCUUCAAGCAUGUUAGCCCAGCCGGAGCUGCCGUAGGAGUUCCUCUGACUGAGGAGGAGGCCAAGGUGUGCAUGGUGCACGACAUGUUCAAGGAUCUCAGCCCGUUGGCCACCGCCUAUGCCAGGGCAAGAGGUUCUGACCGGAUGUCUUCUUUUGGAGACUUCAUUGCUGUCUCUGAUGUGUGUGACGUUCCUACUGCCAAAAUUAUAUCAAGAGAGGUGUCUGAUGGGAUAAUUGCGCCAGGUUAUGAUGAGGAAGCACUCAGGAUUCUGUCUAAAAAGAAAAAUGGAAAUUACUGCGUGCUUCAGAUGGACCCCAACUACGAGCCUGAUGACACUGAGGUGCGAGUGUUGUUUGGCCUCUACCUCAAACAGAAAAGGAACAGCGCGGUCAUCAAUCAGGAAUUCUUCAGCAACAUCGUGUCCAAGGGCUCGCUGUCUGAGGCAGCUGUGCGAGAUCUCACGGUAGCCACCAUCGCUGUCAAGUACACUCAGUCCAACUCUGUUUGCUACGCCAAAGACGGACAGGUGAUUGGGAUUGGUGCGGGGCAGCAAUCUCGGAUCCACUGCACCAGACUGGCGGGUGACAAAGCUGAUAACUGGUGGCUCAGGCACCACCCUCGUGUGCUGAGCAUGAAGUUCCGCAGUGGCGUCAAGCGAGCGGAGAUGGCAAAUGCCAUUGACCAGUAUGUCACCGACACCAUUGGAGAGGGUCCGGAUUCGACCGUUUGGAAAGCAAUGUACGAGGAAGUUCCUGAGCUUCUGUCGGAGGUUGAAAAGAAAAGCUGGAUCAGCUCCCUGCAGGCGGUGGCUGUCAGCUCUGAUGCCUUCUUCCCCUUCCGCGAUAACAUCGACCGGGCCAAACGGAGCGGUGUCGAGUACAUCGCGGCACCAUCAGGUUCGGCUGCAGACCAAGUUGUGAUCAACGCCUGCAACGAGCAGGGCAUCACUCUGGUGCACACCAACCGCCGACUGUUCCACCACUGAGCACUUAACUCGACUGUAUUGAAGUGGCACCUUUAGUCUGUUACUGAAGAUAUUGGAAGCAUUCCACCUUAAUGUUGCAUUACUUGUGGUUUUCAAACACGUUAAAUGCAUUCCUGGAUUGUGAAACUCAGAGAGGUUCAUAUUGUCGCUCACUGGCUAUUACCGGUAGUUGUAAUAAACCUUUGAGAUCUUUCAA
Molecule: messenger RNA, 2149 nt
Organism: Hippocampus zosterae (dwarf seahorse)
Lineage: Eukaryota; Metazoa; Chordata; Actinopteri; Syngnathiformes; Syngnathidae
Gene: atic
Product: 5-aminoimidazole-4-carboxamide ribonucleotide formyltransferase/IMP cyclohydrolase
Exons: 15
Coding region: 178-1953 (591 amino acids)
Biological process (GO): 'de novo' IMP biosynthetic process
Cellular component (GO): cytosol
Molecular function (GO): IMP cyclohydrolase activity; phosphoribosylaminoimidazolecarboxamide formyltransferase activity
Source: RefSeq, a predicted model, not a curated record